Melopsittacus undulatus (budgerigar) is the source of this 4987-nucleotide messenger RNA. RefSeq lists its product as uncharacterized. The record is from RefSeq and is a predicted model, not a curated record. Gene Ontology annotation, biological process: regulation of DNA-templated transcription. The coding region runs from base 124 to 4560 and encodes 1478 amino acids. Lineage: Eukaryota; Metazoa; Chordata; Aves; Psittaciformes; Psittaculidae. The transcript has 13 exons.
GGCCGCUGGGUCCCGUCGCUGUUGAGUAGGCGCCGGGCCCGCGCAGCCGCCCGCUCCGCCCCGUCCCGCUCCGCCCCGUUCCGCCGCUGCCGCCCGCCGCCCUUCGCCGCCCUCUGCAGGGCCAUGGCAGACUGGGCCCCCGCUCAGGACCUGGAGUGGGAUAUGGAGUCCCAGGAGCUGGCCCUGGAGCAGCCACUGUCCGUUCCGGAGCAGGGCCCUGCCGCCGAGACCGAGCUGCCGGCCGCUGAGAUCUCCGUAACGCUGGUCGCUGAGAUCCAGGCCGUGGACAGGAAGGUGGAUGCUCAGGCAGCCCAGCUGAUGAACCUGGAGGGGAGGAUGAGGAUGGCAGAAACCAAGCUGAUUGGUUGCGAGAAGACGGCAGUGGAGUUUGGGAAUCAGCUGGAGAGCAAGUGGACAGCCCUGGGCACCCUCAUCCAGGAGUAUGGGCAGCUGCAGAAGAGACUAGAGAAUAUGGAGAACCUGCUGAAGAACAGGAACUUCUGGAUCCUGCGGCUGCCCCCAGGGGUGAAGGGGGAGGUCCCCAAGGUCCCCGUGUCAUUCAACGAUGCUUCCUUUAACUUUUCUGAGGAGGAGUGGAAGAGCUUGAAUGAGUGGCAGAAGGAGCUUUACAGGCAUAUCAUGAAAGGCAACUACGAGGCUGUCAUCUCAAUGGAUGCGGCCAUUUCCAAGCCAGACCUUCUGUCACGGAUUGAGCAAGGAGAGGAUCCCAACGCGGAGGAUCCGGAUGACUCUGAGGGAGGAGAAACCCCUACAGACCCCAGCACUGAAUUUUCCUUUCCUGGUCCUGAUGAUUGCUCAUGGAGUAAAUACGAAGAGGCUCUGGCUGAAAGCCACGAUGGCUCUGAAGAAGAAGAAGAAGAAGAAGAAGAAGAAGAAGGCAUGGAAGUCCCUUGUACAUAUGAACAGCAGUGUGAUGAGGAAGGUUCCGAAAUCCUUGAGCUUCCUAGCUCCUUGGCAGGAAAGUGGGAAGAGGUUUUCUCAAGCCCAGAGGAGGAGAUAAAGCCAAGCAGCAAGAGCCGGAGUGGAUCAACCUCGCAGCAGAGAACAGGCAACGGGCUGAGGCGCUCCUCUCGCCGUGGGAGAGACUUGGCCAAGAAGGAUGCUCCCGAGGAUGUGGCUGCAGUAGAGGGGCCAUACAUUUGCUGUGAGUGUGGGGAGAGCUUCCUGGACAAGCAGCUGUUUGCCACCCAUCAGAAAGCACACGCCAGCGAGGAAGCCUGCACUUCCCUGGAGCACGGAGAAGGCUUGAGGCAGAAAUCCAAAACAAAAGGCCAGGGGUCUUCCCGCUCCAAACAGUCCAAACGCUCCGAUGGGGAGAAGAGCUCUGGUUUCAAGUAUGGCUUUGUCAGGCACCAGGUGAACAACAUGGUGGAGAGACCCUACACCUGCUCCCAGUGCAAGGAGAGCUUCAGCCUGGAAGUGAGCCUGAUCUUGCACCAGAAGCUCCAUACAGGGAAGGGUGAUGGGCCACUGACAUGCACCUACUGCGGGAAGGACUUCCGCGACCUCUCCAAAGCCAUCCGCCACCAGCGCAUCCACACGGGGGAGAGGCCGUACCAGUGCACUGAGUGCGGGAAGAGCUUCAUCCGGCGGGACCACCUGCUCAAGCACUGGCGGGUGCACACUGGGGAGACCCCCUACCAGUGCCCCGUCUGUGGGAAGCACUUCCGCUACAAAGAGUCUCUGAAUUGCCACCAGAAAAUCCACUCCCGCAACCCCCGGCCCUUGGAGGAUUCCCAGAUCAGGCUGGAGUCUGGCACUCAGACCAGCCUCUUGUGUGUGAAAAAAGAAACUAAGCAGCCCGCGGGGCGCGAGGCCGCAGGGCGGGGGGGCGGGGCCGUGCUGGGGAGAAGGGGCCGCCAGGGGGCGCCCGCACCAGCCCCGGCCAUGGCGGCGCCCGACGGUGCGGGCCGGGCCCGCCCCCCCUCCCUGCAUGCGCGGUGUCCUCCCCCGGUGCCCGUGGCAUCCGCAGUGACCCCCCCGCAGUGGCCGCAGUCCUUCCCCAGUUCCCCAAGAGGAUCACUGGGCCGAGCCGGCCGGGCCAGCGCAGGCGGGGGGGGCCCCGACGGUGCGCGGGUGCCCGCGCGCGGUGAUGCCGUCGAUGCGACAGGGGGCGCUGCGGUGGCGGCGGGCGCCCCGCUCCGCCCUGCCAGGCGCGGCCCCCGGCGCGGCCCGCGCGCGACGGCGGCGGCCUGCCCGCCCCCUGCCGGCUCGGCGGGGCAGCGGCGGGGCCGGAGCGCCCAGCGCGGAGCGGCGGAGCCGGGACGCGGAGCCGCUGCUCGGUCUCACGUCGCCGCCCCUUCGCCCCCCCCCCGACCUUCGCCCCCGCCUUCCCCGGUCGGGUCGGGCCGGGCCGCGCCCCGCCCCCGCCGCGCCGCCCCGCCGCGCCCCCGCCCCGCCACCGCCCCACCGCGCCGCGCCGCCCCGGGCCCAGCCCGAUGCCCGGCGGCGGGCGGAGGUGAAGGAGCGAGCGGGUACUGGAACCUCCCGGCCGCGGCCCCCGGGGCCCCGGGCAGGGAACAAAGGGCCAUGGCCGAGGGGGCUCCCGCUCAGGCGCCGGAGCCGGUGCAGCAGCCGUGCUAUUCCUCACCCUUCCGGCCGGUGGCUGGGCACGAACGCACCUCGGAGCAGGAGACGCAGACAGCUGAGGUGUCCUUGAUGGUGGUGGCAGCGGUGCAGGCAGUGGAGAGGAAGGUGGACUCCCAUUCCACCCGCCUGCUCGACCUGGAGGGUCGGACGGGGAUGGCAGAGAAGAAACUGAUUGACUGUGAGAAGACGGCAGCAGAACUGGGGAACCAACUGGAAAGCAAGUGUGCAGCACUGGGGACCCUCAUCCAGGAGUACGGACUGCUCCAGCGGCGCCUGGAGAACAUGGAGAACCUCCUCAAGAACAGGAAUUUCUGGAUCCUGAGGCUGCCCCCAGGCAGAAAGGGGGAAGUCCCCAAGGUGCCGGUGACGUUUGACGACGUGUCUGUCUAUUUCAACAACAAGGAAUGGGAGAAGCUGGAGGAGUGGCAGAAGGAGCUGUACAAGAACGUGAUGAAAGGGAAUUACGAGUCGCUGAUCUCCCUGGACUAUGCAAUUUCCAAACCCGGUGUCUUGUCUCAGAUUGAGAAAGGAGAGGAAUCGCGGGUCAGGAAUGAGCCAGACUUGGAGGAGAGUGAGAUCAUUACUGAUGCCACUGCAGCUGGCAUAAGGGUUGUGAUCAAAACGGAGGAGCUCCUUCCUGAAGACAGUCCUGAAAACCCUGAGCUGCAUGGGAUGUCGGGGCAGUCGGAGGGGAGCUUCCAGAGUCCGGAUGAGGAGGCAGCCUGUGAGAGUCCCUACGGCUCUGUCUCACCUCCAAGGGACCUCCCAGGAACCAGCCUGGGUGACUCGUCUGAAUACGUAUCUGACUUCAACGAGAUCCAGAGAGUCAUCGUUCACCAUGGGAGCUGCGCAGAGGACGGGAUCGUGAUCAAGACAGAGGAAGAAGAGGAGGAGGAGGAGGACCCCGACACUCUGGAGCCGUGUGACAUGUUCUCAGGCAGGAGCGAGCCGCCGGUGUUCCCCAGCCAUGAGGCCGGGCUGGGCUGUGAGGCACAGUGCAGCUCCAAAACACAGCCCAGGAGCCUGGUGGCCGCCCGUGUGAGGAAACCGCCAGCGUGCGAGAGGGACUCUGGAGACAUGAAGCCAGCCGUCGGCCAGCAGCGGAACCGGACAAGGGAGAGACCCUACAUCUGCCCCGAGUGCGGGAAGAGCUUCAUGCUCAAGAUCAACUUCAUGAUCCACCAGCGCAACCACCUCAAGGAAGGGCCCUAUGAGUGCCACGAGUGCGACCUCAGCUUCCGCAACAAACAGCAGUUCCUGCUGCACCAGCGCAGCCACACGCGCCGGGGUGUGGAGGUCCCCCGGCGCCCUGAGCACGGUCUCAAGCCCCAGCCACGGCCCCCACCUCCGGGGAAGCCCUACAAGUGCUCUGAGUGUGAGAGCAGCUUCAGCCACAAGUCAAGCCUCAGCAAACACCAGAUCACACACGUGGGGGAGCGGCCCUUCACCUGCGGCGAGUGCCGACGGAGCUUCCGCUUGCAGAUCAGCCUCAUCAUGCACCAGAGGAUCCAUGCCGGCAAGAAUGAGAUGGCCUUCCUCUGUCCCCAGUGCGGGAAGAAUUUCACCCGGCCCUCCCACCUCCUGCGGCACCAGCGGACUCACACCGGUGAGCGGCCCUACCAGUGCAGCCAGUGUGAGAAGACCUUCAGUGAGAAGUCCAAGCUCACCAACCAUUACCGCAUCCACACCCGGGAGCGCCCGCAUGCCUGCGCCGUCUGCGGGAAGGGCUUCAUCCGCAAGCACCACCUCCUGGAGCACCAACGCAUCCACACGGGCGAGCGGCCCUACCACUGCACCGAGUGCGGCAAGAACUUCACCCAGAAGCAUCACCUCCUGGAGCACCAGCGGGCGCACACCGGCGAGCGGCCCUACCCCUGCACUGAGUGCACCAAGUGCUUCCGCUACAAGCAGUCUCUCAAAUACCACCUGAGGACGCACAUGGGAGAGUGAGGGGCUACUGACGGCUUCCUCUCCCUCCCUCUCUUCCCUCCCUGCCUACUUCCCUCCCUCCAGCCUUCCCCUUCCUUCUCCACUCAUCUCUCCCUCCUUCUCUCCAUCUCCCUUCCCCCAGCUCAGGGCAUGGACAUCAAGGAAGCUUUGUGUGGUAGCACCGCUGCUCUGGUGGAGACAGCUAGGCUGAUUGGAAAUAAAUUAAUUAAUUAAAGCAAGUGAUGUGCGGCAAAGUGAAGAGGUUAAAUGUAUGUAUACAGUUAACAGAAGCAGCUGGUUUAGGGGGAAUCCUCACCAUCAGAGAAAACAUAAAGGCAAGCAAACCACCAACAAAAAGAAACCUGUACAGGGUGUUUUGCCGGAGUAGGACUCUUUAACUGCUUUUUAAAUCUACUGUUUGGUUUUCUAAUAAAUGUGGAGGAACUGA